This is a messenger RNA of Desarmillaria tabescens, 1320 nucleotides long. RefSeq lists its product as uncharacterized. The record is from RefSeq and is a predicted model, not a curated record. The transcript has 2 exons. NCBI's taxonomy places the organism in Eukaryota, Fungi, Basidiomycota, Agaricomycetes, Agaricales, Physalacriaceae. Gene Ontology annotation, cellular component: cytoplasm. Bases 1 to 1320 code for a protein of 439 amino acids.
AUGUCUCGUCCUCCUUUACCUCCCCGUCGCAGCGUUCCUCCUCCACAGCUGGCCGACACCGGCGUCGACGAUGACGAUGACCAGCAACCAAAGGGAAUCGCAGCAAGAAUCGCUAGAUUGCAGCUUGACCACAAGGGAAUUGGCCGUGGCCAAGUCAGUCAGAGCUCGCCAGUGCCUCGAGGCGCGCUCUAUCCGACGUCAGAGGAGCUUGCUCGACGGGGACCCGACUUUCUUCGCCUUAUUCGUCGGCCUCCACCGCCCAUCCCGCCGUUGACCGUCCACAAAGCCCCGCCGCCGCCUCCACGACGUCUGCCCGCCCGCCUUCCUACCCCGCCUCCAGAGCCGGUACCAGAACCAGAACUCGAAGCAUCCUGCCUCAAGUGUCAUGACUUCUCUUACGUAGAUGCUCAUGCCGCCCAGUUCCCUCGUCAGACUGUCAGCUCCCUCGAUCAGCUCGCAAUUGACCUCACAUCCCCCUUCGACUCCGAGACCGAAAAGUGCCGCGCGAUAUUCACUUGGCUGCACCAUAAUGUCGCCUACGAUACCGUUUCUUUCUUUUCCGGGAAGCUUGCAACCUGCGACCGCCCAAGCAACCUUCCAAUCUGGGCUAGCAGUCUGCGAAGGUCUUACAAGGUCACCGGUCACGGGAAGGGCUUUGGGUAUGCUGCGACAGGCCCCGACGCGCCUGUUCCUCCUUAUCAAAGCAAUCACGCUUGGAACUGUGUCCUCAUGGACGGCGAGUGGCGGCUCAUCGACUGCUGCUGGGGUGCUGGCGCCCUAGAAGGGUCAGUCUGGAAUAAGUGCUUCACCCCCACGUGGUUCAGCUCCUCCCCAGUAGAGUUUGGGAGGCGCCAUUACCCCGAGGACCCAUCCUACCAGCUUAUCAGCGAAGAGGAUGGUGGUCCCGUGUCCUGGGAGCAGUACAUCCUCGAACCAGAGCGCCCUGUCAUCUUUCAGGAUUUCUACAAGUUGAACUUUAACCCAUAUCUCUUACAGCCGGCCGAAAAGUACAUCCAGAGCGGGGCAUGGGCCACUUUUCACAUAUUCAAGUUCUGUGAGCACAUGUCGAGGGCUGAUGCAGAUAAUUAUGUUUAUUUCAUCAGCGAUCCCGGCAACACGCGAACUCCAAUGCAGGUAAACGAAGAAGGGGGUUGGAGCGCUACUGUAUAUAUACCUAGAGGAGGAGGAGAGCUUUCCCUCUACUACGUCACACAGUGCGACGGCAGGGACGCAAAAGGGCUGAGUGUUCAGGCGUUCAAUAAUGCUAAUGGCCGCAAAGCCAUGUCUUUUGGAGGUAUGGGGAGAUGGACCGUAGUUUAG